This is a messenger RNA of Oncorhynchus tshawytscha (Chinook salmon), 5012 nucleotides long. RefSeq names its product rho GTPase-activating protein 6. Gene Ontology annotation, biological process: signal transduction. The transcript has 13 exons. Lineage: Eukaryota; Metazoa; Chordata; Actinopteri; Salmoniformes; Salmonidae. The record is from RefSeq and is a predicted model, not a curated record. Bases 285 to 3146 code for a protein of 953 amino acids.
UCCUGCCGUCCGCUCUGACUACAGUUUGGGAAUGAGCUGAGCUGCAUGCAUAAUAACACCGCACAGAGAAUUGGAUACAUUUGCGCGCUGUCUGUCUCUCGCUUUAUCUGAAGCAAAGGCAUUCUGGUGAUGACAUCAUAAAAACACGUGGACCAAGGGUUCACUGUCAGAGUAUAUUGAUGGGACUUAUCUCGUUGUUUGGUUCUUUAUGGGGCUCAAACUAAACUUCUGAGAAAAGUUUUUUUUUUUAAACGCUGCUGCGUUUGUGCAGACGGGAGAUAGAGAUGUCAUCUGGACAAGGAAUAUUGAACGUCUUCUCCUGCUCCACUCCAGCCUCCAAAGCCAUCUCCAAAAGGAAGUUGCGACAAACUCGGAGCCUGGACCCUGAUAUUAUAAGGAAAUGUGGCACAGAGACAGAUGGAACCCGUGGGGACCGCUUGUGUUUACCGGGUUUGCGCGUUGAGGAUGCAGGUGCGUUUUCAUCCUCGCCAAGCUCCCCUGAGCACCAGGUUGCGUUGAAAUCAGAUCCCCGUUCCAGAAAUCUCAGCGUGAAACAACCCCUUUCGUCUUUAUCUGGUCCCUCCACACCCUUGGACAUCUCCCCGACAUCAAACUUUCCCUUUGACUAUGACGUGACUGUGAGGGGCACAAAGCGGAAUACAGCGUGGGAUUUACCGUUUCUGGUGAGGAGCCCCAGCGUCACUCCAACUGGGAGCACGAACACAUUAUUCUCACCGCGGAGAUGGCUUCAGAAGAAGCAGCAACAGUCCAGUUCUCACGCCUAUAUCGUUUGGAAGUCGGAGGGUGACUUCACCUGGAACAGCCUGUCAGGGCGGAGUGUACGGCUGACGCCGACGGCCAUCCAGAGCCUGUCGGAGCUGGAACGGACCUGGCUACAGGAGGUAGCCUUCAACAGGCUCCAUCAAGACUAUGACCUGGGCUGUCAGAUCACCAUCCCCAAAGAUGGACAGAAAAGGAAGAAGUCGCUGAGGAGGAAGUUGGACUCUUUGGCGAAAGAGAAAAAUAAAGAUAAAGAAUGCAUCCCCCAGGCCUUCGGUAUGGCCCUGUCCCAGGUAAUCGCCAACGACCGGACCCACAGGCAGCGCCAGGACGGCCUGCGUCAGGACCCUCCGCACAGGGAGGAGCAUAAGGACCCGUCGGACCUGGUGUCGUCCAUCCUGCAGUUUGCCACCAAGAGGUCCACCAAUAAGGAGCUGUCCAGCAGUAACUCCUCCCUCAGCUCCACCUCGGAGACAGCUAACGAGUCCACGUCGCCCAACACGCCCGAGGCUGCCCCGCGGGCGCGCAGGAGGGGGGGCAUGUCAGUGGACUCCAUCACAGACCUGGACAAUAACCAAUCCCGCCUGUUGGAGGCGCUGCAGCUCUCUCUGCCCGCUGAAGCGCCCAGCAAGAAGGAGAAGCACCGGGACAAGAGGCUGAGCCUGAACCCUAUCUACAGACAGGUGCCUCGCCUAGUGGACAGCUGCUGCCAGCACCUGGAGAAGUAUGGUCUUCAGACGGUGGGGAUAUUCCGAGUGGGGAGCUCCAAGAAGAGAGUGAGGCAGGUGAGAACCUGGGAGAGGCACUUUUUGAUACUUCUCACACGUUGCUGCACAACGCUGUUGUUUCAGCUCACCCUGAGGGAGGAGUUUGACCGGGGAGUGGAUGUCCAGUUGGAUGAGGAGCACAGUGUCCACGACGUGGCCGCGCUGCUCAAGGAGUUCCUCAGAGACAUGCCUGACCCUCUCCUCACCAAGGAGCUCUACACUGCCUUCAUAAACACCAUGUUGCUGGACUGUGAGGAGCAGUGGAGCGCCACCCAGCUCCUGGUUUACCUGCUGCCAGCCUGUAACAGCGACACCCUGCACCGCCUCCUGCAGUUCCUCUCUACCGUGGCCAACCACGCCCACGACAGCCAGGACAAAGACGGACAGGAGGUGACGGGGAACAAGAUGACCUCUCUGAACCUGGCCACCAUCUUUGGUCCCAACCUCCUCCACAAGCAGAAGAGUUCAGACAAGGAGUUCAGUGUGCAGAGUUCGGCCCGCGCAGAGGAGAGCACUGCUGUUAUCGCUGUCCUCCAGAGGAUGAUCACAACCUUCCACUCCCUCUUCAUGGUGCCCCCCGACCUGCAGAAUGAGGUCCUAAUGACUUUACUGGAGACUGAUCCUGAUGUGGUAGACUAUCUGCUCAGGAGAAAAGCAUCACAGAGUCCGGACGUGUUGCGAUCGGAGGAUCCUUUCUCCCUGAGCGAGAGGCGCUCAUCCAGUGACUCCAACAAGGUCUCCAGUGGAGAGCUGUCCCCCUAUGACAACAACUCCCCCAUCCUGUCUGAGCACCCGGGGGAAGGGAACAGCCCAGGGUCAGAGAGGCUCUUUCAUGUCCCAGAACAGUACACCCUGGUGAGUCAGGUGGCAGGACGGACACGGGACACCCAUGGGUCCAAUCCCUGGGUCUCAAAAGAGGAGCAUGCUAAUAUCUGGGGAGCCUGGCAUUCCACUCUGAAACCAGGGCUGAAGGACCAGCCUUAUGCAGGUUCCCAUAGCAACAUGUCAGAGGGCAGCUCACGCAGCUCCCAGGAAGGACUUGACUGUCUCCAAGGCGAUGCCAGGCAGGUGGUACGACAGACACAGACCUCGCUGGGCGUGGCUGAGUGCAGGCCCCACCCCCCUGUGACACGGGUCUGCAGCAGCCCUCACGGCGAGGCGGGACGGCCGCUCCUCCUGCUGAGCCUCAACCCUUUGACCCCACCCCAUCCGCACCUCGACAGCCAAUCAGCAGCCAGCAGCGCAGAGGACCUCCCCCAGGGCAUUAGACACCAGGCUAUUCCCAGCCCUAACUCUGGCCACUCGGGUCCCGCCCUCUCAGGGCGUCCUCCCCCUCCCCCGUACAGCGGCUCGUCCUCCAGGCUCUCCCCUGCUGCCUCUAAACCAGCCCAGCCUGUCUCCCACUCCCCCGCAGCACCCCUUCACCAGCACCCCCUGCAGGGUGGGGGGCCAACGGUGCCACAGAACUCAGCCUCCCCCACCACUUACAGCAUGGUACCCAUGAGCCAGGAGUGGCAGGACUGGCAGAGGGACAGAUGGCAGAUCUGGCAACUCCUGUCCUCGGAAAACGCAGACACACUCCCAGAGACACUGGUGUAAGCUGGACCAUCGGACCGUGGGGUAGUGUUAGCCAUCCCUCCCUCCAUCCCUCCCCUCCGUCCUUCCCCCCAAACAUGGACGCCAUGGGGUUGUUUACAUGUGCAGCUGCUGCCUAACUACGGACUUGGUACGGAGUCACAAGUGUUUCCUGUUUGCUAUGUAUAGAUCCGCGAUUGAUGUUGUAUCCUGGGGACCCCUUUGCUUGUUAUUAAAUACUCUCUCUGAGCUGUUUGAGAGGAUCAAAACUAACUGUCAGCAAGACAUACCUCAAACGUCAAGUUUAUCAAUUUGAUUCACAGUUAUUACUGCAUGUCCACAUUUCGAUAAGGCCCCAGUUUAAAUGGAACUGAAUGUAAUAUGUAGAGGUGACUUUUGAAGACAGGAAAGUUUAACAUUUAUGGCAACAAUUGAUAAAAGCUACAGUCAAUUUACAUGACCAAUCCUACCCUUAUAUAUUUACUGAAGUCAUCACAUAUAUUAGUGAUCGCUGCUAAUUAUUCAGAGAGUAUUUACUUGCUGAUAAUAUAUCCCGGUAAGUAUCGUACGAGUUUGUAUGAACAGAGUUUUAUUCAAUGUCAGUCACCAAGUAACAGAGCCCACAAUACAGUUUUUGCAACAGUUUGUAUAUAAGCAUUCUAAUGCAUUUUAGGUCGGCCUAGCUAAAAAAAAUUUUUACAGGCUGUCUAAAUGUUUGUGUUGUGUGGUUUUAACACGGUUUAAAAAGAUAACGUCUGUCAAAGCUUUUACUGAACAAAGUUGGGUUCUAAAAGAAAACUAUUAUUGCGAUCAGUACAGUAAUGUGCCACGUGCCAAAGUUCCUUUCCUCUCUCUUUUCAUCAAAUGUUUUUUGGCCGUCUAUAAACUCUCAUCUGCUUUCUCUCAUUCCGUAGUUAACAUUGUUCUUUUAGCUAUUGGAUUUCACUUCACCAUGGUUGCUACAGCAUGGCUUAUCGUACAAGGUCAAAUCAACAUGAUUCAUUCCAGUGAUCUCCCUCAUUCCAUUAGGUGGUUGAUGUCAAGGUUAAUGGCUGCAUAGGAGUAUUUUUGGAAGCAGAUUAAAAAGACAAGUUCAUUGCUGGCCUGACAGGUUCAUUACUUUACCUCUCACUGUAUUUGCCUGAUUGAUAUGGGAUUUCAACUAGAUAUUUGCACUUACUCUACUGUGGACGCUGGGAAUUGCCCAAUUUUUUGGGGAUUCUUCCUUUUCAACAACAAAACAAACACGUCUCUUGCUUUUGUCAUUACGUGCACUGUCUGCCUCUAUAACUUACCUUUUUGCUCCCAAAUACAUUAGUAGUCUCCAAUCAUUUCCCAGUUUUGUGGAUAUUUGCUGGCAAAUAUUGCAUACUUUCCAAAUGGCAGUUUGGGUGGUUAUGUUUGUUUCAAUCCGUCCACAUGUCAGAGGAAUUUGAUGUGUGAUAGACAUUGGAAUUAUUUACAAGGAUUCACACAUUUCUACAUGUCUUUGCAGAGUCCCACAAAAUGACAGUACUUGUUUCGAAAACGUGUCCCAUCUUUACUUCUAUAAAAAAAAAGCUUUCAACAGCUUGUGUUUCUAAGCCCUAUUCUGAAUGUCUGUGUGUUUGGAGUCAAGUAUGCCAUAGAUCCAUGCUCUUUGAAAAUGAUUUGAUACCCCACAUUGCUUUGUGGUUGUCAAUGAUUUUUUUGUAGCAUGUCAUCCAAGAUUAUUUUUUUUCUUAAUAACUAUCAUGUCUGUUCAGUACUGUAACAUAUGAAAUAACAAUUUUUACUCCCCAAAAAAAUCUACAAACACAUGUAUAAGGCCCGAGUUUUGACCUGAUGUUAGCUUUUGUAUUGUGUGUCGUCUUAAAUAUGCCAUGGUGGAAUUAAACGUGAAAGAAGGUG